AAACUAUGGAGUUUUAAUUUGUCCAUUAGACAAAACUAUUUUGAAUUCUGAGAAGAUUUUUCCUGAUAAAUUUACUGAAAGAGCUAUUCUGCAAUUAAAAGUUAAAUGUGAUAACUUUUUAAAAAGUUGUCAAUGGACCGGCGAACUAAAAACAAUUAAUAACCAUUUAACCUCUUGUGAAUAUCAAGAAGUAAAUUGCCUCAAUGAACAAUGCUCUGCUACACUUUUGCGUAAAGAACUAAGUGACCACAUGGAAAAUCAUUGCAUUUAUCGUUUGGUUACCUGUAGAUAUUGCAAAGAAAAGAUUAAUUUUUUUGACAAUCAAAGUCAUGAAGAAAACUGCGAAUGUUUACCUCUUUGUUGUUUAAAUCAAUGUGGUAUGGAAAUUUUGCGUAAAGAGAUGUCUUCCCAUAUUACUGAUAGUUGCGCUAAUACAAUUAUUCCAUGUCAGUAUUUGAAUAUUGGAUGCAAAUUUAAGGUAAGAAAAUAAGUUUUGAAAAAUUUAAAGUUUUUUUAUACUUUAAAAAAUAAAAUUGUAUAAAAU
This is a messenger RNA of Hydra vulgaris (swiftwater hydra), 544 nucleotides long. The record is from RefSeq and is a predicted model, not a curated record. Lineage: Eukaryota; Metazoa; Cnidaria; Hydrozoa; Anthoathecata; Hydridae.